CUUUGAUAUACAAGUGCUUUGGAUUACGAGCACGUUUCCGGAAUGAAUUAUGCUCGAAAUCUGAGGUUUUACUGUAUUUAAUGUUGGAACCUGGAGCCACAAACCUGUCUCUUAUUUAAUUUUGAAAGAGUUCAAUAUUUUUUGUCAGAGUUUACAAAACUUGUUUGAUAGCUUACCCCAAAAGCACGUGUUGGACUGUCUGCGGGGUUGUCACAAUGUAGAUGUAGGUCCCUCUAGUGGACAUUUCUGAAAUUACAGCUUAGUAAAACUAAAUAUGACAGAAUAGAAUAGAAAACCUUUGUUUUCCAUCACAAAAGUUCAAAAUAUGGUUUAUUUGGUAGCAUUUCGUAGCAGUUCACUAAUUUCCUUAUCGCACCUCUAACUUUGUACUAUUCAUAGUACAAAUCUAUUUCAUAGAUUCCCCCCACCUCAGGCUUCCAUUAGGGGUGAGCUGACGUCAGCCCAGCCCCGCCCCCGUCAAUUCACAGCCUUAAAAUAAAUAUGAAGUAUGUACAAAAAAUAUUUAAAUAUAUACAAUUGAUAUAAUGUACACACAUACUAUCCCUGGCAAUUAGUAAUUAAGAUGUUUGAGCAGCAAAACCUGCAAACUGUGUUGCAGACUGGCCUCCCAGGACUGAAACUGGGGAACUCUGCAGCAGAGCAAAAGACAGUGGCCUACAAAGGCAUGACUAUGAUAUGUGAAGCAGAACAAAGGACUGAUUAUUGCACAUUCAGCAGGAAGCUGGGCCUGAGGAAAGAGCUCUGAGGCUCCCUCGACCGUAACCCCAAAAUCCAGUGGUAGCAGGAAGCCGCUCCAAAGAUGGGGGAGGGCGUUUGAUGACGUGGGGCUCUGCUUCCUCGACUGUUUUCAUUCUGCUCUUCUCCCUAGGCGUAUACACGGCAUAUAAAACGUUUCUUCACAAAGAUAAGGCCCUCAUUAAAAGGCUCUUAAAGGGCAUCCAGCGAAAGCGCCCUUCCGAGGUACAGUGCGCUAUCCUGAGGCGCCACCUGCUGGAACUCACGCAGAGCUUCAUUAUACCCCUGGAACGUUACCUGGCCAGCCUAAUGCCCCUUCAGAAGUCAGUGACACCAUGGAAGACGCCCCCCCAGAUCCGGCCUUUCAGCCAGGAGGAGUUCAUGAAGACACUGGAGCACGCUGGCCCCCAGCUCACCUCUGUGCUCAAGGGUGACUGGAUGGGCCUGUACAGACGCUUCUUCAGGUCCCCAAACUUUGACGGGUGGUUUCGCCUCAGACACAGAGAGAUGACGCAGAAACUGGAGUGUCUUCACCUGGAAGUCAUCUCUGAAGCUGACCUCGCAGCGUGGAUCCAAGACAAGUCCGAGGUGGAGAUCGUUGACCUUGUGCUGAAGCUGAGGGAGAAGCUGACCAAGGCCCGCCGGCAGCAGCUCCCAGUGAAGGAGGAAGUGCUGCAGAAGCAGGAGAAGCAUGUGGAGACAGUCAUCUGCUCCCUGCCGGAGGACCUGCAGGCCGUUCUGCUUCGCCGCUGACCACUUUCGCCCCCCCCCCCAUACACACAUCUCCUCACCACUUCCUAUCAGCUGACAGUCAGUUUUAAUCUUUUAAUCACACCCCACUCCAUUUUAGGUCAGAAAACACACUACGCACCUAAGGUUUCAUGCCUGUAACGCAGCAUGACAUGGAGGAGCACAGAAAGGCCCGAAAACGGCUCUUUCCUAAACUGAGCUGUUCCAGGUUCCACCUUCCUCCGAAGCUCGAGGUGCGACCUGCGACCCUGUCACUAAUUGGUCACGUACCAUGCUCACGCUUGUAAGCCAGUUCCCCUUAAUGCAGCCAGUGUUUAGGAAGGGCCCUGCUUGGCUUAGAAAUAGAUUUAGCAUGAAGUCACACUAGUUAGUCUGAGCAAAAUGUUGCAUCAUUAUUGCAGAUGUUGGAACUUUUGCCUUGUUGUGUAUGUGAGUAUUUUUCUUGGGUUUAUGGAAGCUCCUGCAUUGCUUGGGAUUCAUAAAAACACAAAAACACUUUUAGGUGGAUAGUGGAGAUGCAUUAGGAUUUCAUUAGCAACUGUGAAGGUUGCCUGUUGUAAUAGAUUCAUUAACAUUGAACCAGCUUUCAGAUACACUGUCAAGAUGAGCUCUGCACUGAAUUUAGUAGUAGUUAUUUUUGGUUUAUGAUAUUUAUUUUUUUAUUAUUUGUGAGAAAAAAAGACUUUUAUGCAUGUCUAAAAUGUCUCAGUGCUGUACCCCGAACAUAAACGCUGCACAUGCUUUGAGGAGGCCAUCUUUUGCUGGACCUCAUCUGCUGGUGCUGCCAGGCCGAGCUCACAGCCUGUCCCUAACUCCUGUCACCAUGCCUCUCCUGUGACACUGGAGCAAACGGCUGGCCCUUGUAAUGUCCCCCCUCCCCAAUACACAGGUGCAGUGUCCAGUUGGGCCCACAGCAGCUCUGAGCUGGUACUGAGAGCCUGAAAAGCCGACCCGUGCAUCUACAGCAGGCUGAUGUGCAUUAACAUGUAAUAUGAUGCAGGAGUGUGGCAUUCUGGGAUGUCAGCGCUGCUCCAGGUGCUGAACCUUCUGACAAAGGUGACCUGAGCUGGACAACUGAUCCUGAGUCAGUGAUUACAUUUAUUAUUAUUUAUCAUUGAUGGUACUUAAUCAUCUUCAGUCCUCGUUUAGGUGUAUGAACUGGCUUAUUUAUUUAUUGCAUCACUACACUCUCACUAUUGAUACCGACAAAUCUGAACAGGUUCCUAAUAAAACAGAAAAGCAAUGUGA
Molecule: messenger RNA, 2754 nt
Organism: Paramormyrops kingsleyae
Lineage: Eukaryota; Metazoa; Chordata; Actinopteri; Osteoglossiformes; Mormyridae
Source: RefSeq, a predicted model, not a curated record